GUUUGCACCAAUCGAGGUCACUGGUGCGUGUGCUUGCUAGCUGCGGGCAGAACACCGGGCUGACUGAAUGUGCGUCGCAGAUGACGACGCGUAUCUUCACACGUUAGACGCUCCACCCGCCUUUGGGGUUAUCAAGCUUGAGCUCUGGGAAGCCGACAUCCGGAAUGUCAGACGGACUGAGUUUCGACACCAGUACGGCUCGACCGUCCUCGAGGGACAGACGAUCCACGAGAGGUCCAAGAAAGCCGGCGCUCAUCACGUCAAGUGUGUCAGCCGCCCACCUACCCUCCAAGUCCUUCACUCAGGCUGAUUGCGUAGAUUUGGUGGAGAGUACGUCGUUGCCCCGCGGCAGGUCAACAUGAUCGACGCCCAACGUAAAGGCUCGGAGGCUCUGGCGACGUUUACAUUCAACUACCGGCCUCGUGGUCCGUCCUGCUUUUUCCGUCCGUUCGUGUGUGGACUCAAUCCAUCCACAGACAUACUCAUGGCUGGAGGUAUCAUCUCGUCACCCGUUCCCUCGCCGGUGAAAACCGAGCCAGUAGAUUCGCAGAUCCUUGGUCUAGAAGCACAGUUGAGAGCUCUGCGCGCGCAGAAAUCUGCAGGUUCGGCGCCGAGGGUUUCGACUAUGGCACAUCCACGAACUGGGCAGUCGGUGCAGGUCAUCGAUCUGACUGAUCUAUAAUAAGUACUGUCUGCGCGUCCCGAUCAACAACUACCCUGGAGUCUUAACGCCUCAUCUGUAUUCACUCACAAUUGCUUGUAUCUUAUCAUGCAUGUACUCCCUCGCAUUCGAUCUGCUGUCCUGCAUUGGCUGUCCCAUCCGCAGUCUGGGGGUUACAGCCCCAUUGAUGAAAGGAUCUCUCUUCCAGACAACCAAGUGACCGUCAAGCAAAAGACCUGAGAUUCAUAGUCCAAUGUUCCGGGAUUGCAGUUUUUCGGUUCGAUACACUCGUCUCAAUGGACAAAAUCCGUAUUGCCAGAGACGUGAAGGCUUGAUACUCGCACUAGAAUUGUCAAGGAAUUCGAGAGCUGCUCAAGCACGUUUGAGUCAGCCGACCAAUCUCGCGUGUUCCGACAUGAGCCGAUGAUUUGACCAGCGAUCAAAGAGCUGUAUUUGCGAAAGAUGGCGGGAAAUGCGUUUUAGGGACGAGCUGUUCUUACACUACGUACCAUCAGGAUUUGUUCCGUUGAUUCACCGGUUGUACCAGACGGGUUUGCAGCAGAGACAUCCAUCAUCGGCUUUAACUUGCAGACUGAUCUUCCGUUUCCUCCAUAAUGGCCGCAUCAGCCUUUGCAAGACAAGGGCGAAAGAUUGUCGCCAUUGGCCGCAACUACGCCGAACACAUCAAAGAGCUCAACAACACCGCUCCCAAGGAACCGUUCUUCUUCCUCAAGCCGACGACGAGCUACGUGCAGUCCGGUGGCAGGGUGGAGAUCCCCACCGGGAUCAUGGCGCAUCACGAGG
Mycena citricolor is the source of this 1465-nucleotide messenger RNA. The record is from the annotation of a GenBank genome assembly. Lineage: Eukaryota; Fungi; Basidiomycota; Agaricomycetes; Agaricales; Mycenaceae.